Molecule: messenger RNA, 1140 nt
Organism: Camelina sativa (false flax)
Lineage: Eukaryota; Viridiplantae; Streptophyta; Magnoliopsida; Brassicales; Brassicaceae
Source: RefSeq, a predicted model, not a curated record
AUGCGGAAGCUGACCACCAAGCUCACGUGGCUCAAGGCAUUGUUAGAAGAGCUAGGCAUCAAACCAUCAACACCAAUCCCUAUGCAUUAUGACAAUGAAGCCGCAAUCCACAUAGCCACAAACUCGGUGUUUCAUGAAAGAACCAAACACAUCGAGUUGGACUGCCACAAAGUUAGAGAAAAGAUUGAAGAAGGAGUCACACUCCCAUAUCAUACACCAAGCGUGGACCAACUCGCUGACAUCUUCACCAAGGCUGUCUGUCAAUGCGGGAAUAACGUCAACGAGGAGUACGAGUUUUGGGUUCGAUUGGGGGAAGCUGGGGGGUUCGACAUCGAGCAUUUGAUAGACACGAAACCACCUUCUUGUUUGGUCGGCUGUCGCAAGUUUGAUAAAAAUGAUGAUUACACGGCCGAUAUUGUCCUUUUUGCUAGGAUGGGGAUCCAUAGGUACAAUAUGAUACAGGGGACGAACUUGCAGUUCAGUUACAUAGAGAAAUACAAUUACCGACCUAGCAGAGUAUAUACCGCCUACUAUUUAACAUUGGUUGCGAAGGAUCCAGAUGCAGGCAAUUCCCUCUUAACUUUUCAGACAAGGGUUGUUGACGAAGACUUUGACAUCAAGAAACUGUCUUGCAGUAUUGCUGGACCUAAAACCGAAGCACAAGGGAAUCCCUUGCGACGGCAAAAUUUGGAUCCUGAACCGGUAGAUGAUUUUUACAAAGGUAGAUUGCCUGAGUGGCCGUUGUCAGAGAAUGCUUUCUAUGAUAAGAAACGAUUUCACUUGCUAAAGAAAUCAGAGCUGCGGAAAUAUGACUGGAUUCGUCUAUACAUGGAACUUGCAUUCCUCUUUUCGAAUUUGUGGCGGCCUAAAAAUCCCAAGCUAUCAAAUCUGGUGAUUGUGAUGGUAGCUAUAGAAACCAAGGAUAAUGUGGAGCCUUCGAGUGAGAGGCUCAAGGCCAAAAAUGCAAAUUUCUACAUAAAGUACAAAUACUACCCAAGUAAGGCUCGGCCUCCUAAGGUUCGUCCCGCUCACCGCAUUGCAAUAGUUAGAAGAACCUUCAACAAGAAUACUGGACACCUCACUCUCCAGUUUGAUGGUCAGUAUGCAAAAACGUUUCUGAAAAAUGGCUCAGGUCCGUAG